Hansenula anomala is the source of this 597-nucleotide messenger RNA. It is a transcript of the gene MRL1, whose product is annotated as Mrl1p. The record is from RefSeq and is a predicted model, not a curated record. Gene Ontology annotation, biological process: vacuolar transport. NCBI's taxonomy places the organism in Eukaryota, Fungi, Ascomycota, Saccharomycetes, Phaffomycetales, Wickerhamomycetaceae. The transcript is spliced from 2 exons. The annotation marks the transcript as partial.
GAAGAACCAAAAUUGAACCCAUGUUCUGCAAUUCAUCCUUUAACAAAUGGGUUUUUUGAUCUCAGUGAAUUAAGCUCCAUUAAUAAAGAGAAUACAGUUGCCUUCAGUGCAAAAGGUUAUGAUUAUAAUAAAAAUUUCACAUUAAGCAUAUGUUCAUCACCAUUAAAACCAAAUAUUGAUGUUAAUAAUAAUUAUAAUGGUCAUUUUGCCAAAUAUCAUAUAAACUCAAGUGAAGUUGGUGGGUUUUAUACAGAUGAAGCCGGCGAUAAAUUCAGUAUUGGGAAUUUCAACUCUACGCCAGUUUUUAGAGGUAAGAAAUUAACAUUGACAUAUAACAAUGGUAGUUAUUGUCCAAAUGGAAUUGAUAAAAAAUCAACAGUGCUAUCAUUCAUCUGUGAUAAAGAAAUUUUAGCAAAAGCUAGUGUUUCAUUUGUUGGUGUUUUACAUGACUGUGAUUAUUUCUUCGAAGUGAGAACUGUUCAUGCAUGUCCUACAGCUCAAAAAGCUGAUAAUUUAGCAUUGAUCUGGAUCUUUUUGUUUAUAUUUUUGGCUGCCUUAAUGGUUUAUUGCAGCGGUGGAUUUUUAUACAAGAGAAUU